CCGACAAACGGGAAGUGAUUCAGGAAGUAGCUUUGACAUCGAUAGCUAUAGGAAUACGAGCACGGUUUUAGCAGGCAAAUCAAUAAAAUAUAACUUGUAACCUACCCGUACACCGCCGAAAUACAAUACACCAUGUCUAGGCAGUCCAACAGAUCCACCGACAGCAAGAAGAUGAAUUCUGAACUGUUUACUCUCACAUAUGGAGCCCUGGUCACUCAACUAUGUAAGGACUAUGAGAAUGAUGAGGAAGUCAACAAGCAGCUUGAUAAAAUGGGUUACAAUAUUGGAGUGCGUCUCAUCGAGGACUUCUUGGCUCGCUCCAGUGUAGGCAGGUGUCACGAUUUCCGAGAAACAGCUGAUGUCAUUGCAAAGGUAGCCUUUAAGAUGUACCUGGGCAUUACCCCCAGUGUAACCAACUGGAGCCCUGCAGGAGAUGAGUUCUCCCUCAUCCUGGAAAGUAACCCCCUGGUAGACUUUGUGGAGCUUCCAGAUAACCACAGCACUUUGAUCUACUCCAACUUGCUUUGUGGAGUGCUGAGAGGAGCGCUGGAGAUGGUUCAAAUGGCGGUGGAUGUGCGAUUUGCUCAAGACACACUAAGAGGAGACAACGUGACGGAGAUCCGUAUGAAGUUCAUCAAGAGGAUUGAGGAAAACUUGCCUGCAGGAGAUGAAUGAGGCUGUUGUGAUGUGUUAGUGCUGGAGCAGCACUGGCCUCUUGCACCUGAGAGACUUCAAUCAUGAAAUUUUGGUGGGAACCACAGACCUACAGUUCAGUCAAAAGAAACAGUACAAAGAAAAAAACAACUGAGCUCGUUUCCUGCUCCUCAGACAUUGAAAUACAGUACAUCCUCACUCAUCUUUUGUAUUUUUUUUUUUCCUGUCUUUUUGGUUAAGGCCAUUACAACCACCUGACACUUUUUUAUCUUUCCUAACUCGUUAGAUGUAAAGCUCUGUUCAAAAGUUCAAGAAACAAAAUUCUCCAGCCCUUGUUAUCGCUUGGAAAGUUCAUAUUGUAGAAUGACUGCUGUUAUUUUAAACUGAAACACCCUCUCCUAAUAUGUGAUAAAACAUUUUAACUUACA
Messenger RNA from Pygocentrus nattereri (red-bellied piranha), 1082 nucleotides. It is a transcript of the gene trappc3, whose product is annotated as trafficking protein particle complex 3. Gene Ontology annotation, cellular component: TRAPP complex; cis-Golgi network membrane; cytosol. The transcript has 5 exons. Gene Ontology annotation, biological process: intra-Golgi vesicle-mediated transport; endoplasmic reticulum to Golgi vesicle-mediated transport. The record is from RefSeq and is a predicted model, not a curated record. NCBI's taxonomy places the organism in Eukaryota, Metazoa, Chordata, Actinopteri, Characiformes, Serrasalmidae. The coding region runs from base 133 to 675 and encodes 180 amino acids.